This is a messenger RNA of Lathyrus sativus (Indian pea), 609 nucleotides long. The record is from the annotation of a GenBank genome assembly. Lineage: Eukaryota; Viridiplantae; Streptophyta; Magnoliopsida; Fabales; Fabaceae.
AUGGGUUUAGUAUUUGGAAAAAUUGGAGUAGAAAUACCAAAGUAUGAAGUUAUCAAAACCACACAAAACUAUGUUAUCAGAAACUAUGCACCUUCUGUGGUAGCUGAAAUAACCUACGAUCCAUCCGAGUUCAAAGGAGACAAAGAUGGUGGCUUUAAGGUUUUAGUUGAUUACAUAGGAAUAUUCGGUAAACCCAAAAACACCAAAACCGAACAAAUUUCCAUGACUUCACCGGUUAUCACAAAAGAAAACACAAGUGUUUCAUCAGAAAAGAUAGCUAUGACAGUACCAGUGGUGACAAAUGAGAAGAACAAGAUGGUGACUAUGCAGUUUACUCUACCAGCUAGUUAUGGAAAAGUAGAGGAUGCACCUAAGCCUAUUGAUGAGAGGGUUGUGAUAAGAGAAGAAGGUGAGAAGAAAUAUGGAGUGGUGACGUUUGGAGGAGUUGCAAGUGAUGAAGUGGUGAAGGAGAAGGUGGAGAAAUUGAAACUGAGUUUGGAGAAAGAUGGUUUUAAGGUUGUUGGUGAUUUUGUGUUGGGUAGGUAUAAUCCACCAAUGUGGACAAUUCCAAUGUUUAGAACUAAUGAGGUUAAGAUUCCUGUUGAAUGA